Messenger RNA from Tripterygium wilfordii, 717 nucleotides. RefSeq lists its product as uncharacterized. NCBI's taxonomy places the organism in Eukaryota, Viridiplantae, Streptophyta, Magnoliopsida, Celastrales, Celastraceae. The record is from RefSeq and is a predicted model, not a curated record. Gene Ontology annotation, biological process: DNA integration. The transcript is spliced from 2 exons. Gene Ontology annotation, molecular function: nucleic acid binding. The coding region runs from base 1 to 717 and encodes 238 amino acids.
AUGGUGCAGUUUGUCAAGGAACACUUGAUUUAUCGCUUUGGAAUCUCUGAGUCAAUCACAACUGACCAGGGCACAAUGUUUACUGGGGAAGAAUUCAGAUCAUUUGCUGCAGAUUUUGGAAUCAAGCUGAUUAACUCAACUCCCUACUACCCUCAGGCCAACGAUCAGGUCGAGCCAAGCAACAAGGUCAUCAUCAGCACGCUGGAGAAGAUGAUGGACAAUAAUCCUAGAGUGUGGCACAAGAUUCUCCAAGAAGUAUUGUGGGCGUACAGAACAACAAGACGGUCAAGCACUGGCACAAAUCCAUUUCAUUUGACUUAUGGACAUGAUGUCAUACUUCCAACGGAGAUUAUCAGUCAUUCUCUAAGGGUGGUAAGACAGAACUGCUUGACUACAGCGGAUUAUUCAGAGGCAAUGGUGAUGGAAUUGGAGCAGCUAGAGGAAGAUCGCAUUCAGGCUUUCAAUAGAAUGUUGGUCCAGUAUAAGAAGAUUCAUAGGGCUUACAAUAAACGGGUAAAGAAGAAAACCUUUCAUGAAGACCGAGAGUUCGAUAAAUGGUCACCUAAUUGGGAGGGACCUUUCAAGGUUCACAAAGUAUUGAAAGGAAACUCAUAUUGGCUUUACAGUCUAGAGGGUCAACCACAUAGAAAGUUUAUCAAUGGCAAAUAUCUCAAAGGAUACUUUCCCACUAUUUGGGAAAGGAAUCCUUCUGUAUAA